AUGUCGUUUGAUGCUGGCAAAGCGGUGCCCUCGGAAAGCGCCGAAAGCCAAGUGACCAUUCUUCACAUGCAGUCUUACGCGCAACGUCGCAUUGAACAGACCACUACCGACGUGCAGUUUGCUUCCGUCCCGGAGUUGCACAAUUUCUCGGUGGACUGCGCUACGCCCAAUGCACCGAAAUUUCGCCCUACGAUCGAGCAUAAGGCAACACCGGUUCCACUUACCUCUACGGCUCGCCAUUAUCUCGGCGACAAUACUGACAUUUCUAUACAGGAAUCUGAAAAUGUGUGCCUUGCCGAUAUAACUGACUUUGCUGCCACUCCGGUGAACGGCAACGGCCCAAUCUGGAAGUCUCAAUUCAGCAUUGACUCGUCAAUGGCCGAGACCGUGGAGCAUGAGAUCACUGGAGCAACUCCGAAGAGCACUCGCUCUCGUUACCUGGGCGGCUCGGUGUUUUCCGACGAACGUUGCAUGACUCCGAAGCUUUCCCGGCGUGAUACCUUUGAGAAGUGCGCCCGCUUCAAGACACAGACCGUGCCCGAGGUGCCCGAGGUGGAGGUGGCCCCGGCUAGCCCCCCUCGCGUCCAUACUUCACGCUCUUCUGCUCGCGAGUACACGGUGCCGAUCAAGACUCGGUCUGCUAUCUCCCAAAAGCAGCCUUCUGUGGAAGAUCUGAGAAGUCGUCAACAUGCCGCUGAAUUGCGUAUGCAAGUGAUCGAGGAAAGCAAGCCUCCAGUAGCUGUCACGCCGAAAAGUCUUCUCUCACCGGGACAGCAGCGCUCUUCUUACUACACGUCGACACCGCUACGAGAUACUAAUGCGACAUCUUCACCUCUACAGCGGAAUUCGUCGACUCGUUCGUCCUUCAGAGUGCCGAUCGUUCUCCAGAACCCGCCGCCGACGCGCACUGAUAUGCCUCAACGACCCACUGUGGCUGCUACCCGCGCCGCAGCUCAAAAAGGAUCUAGUGCACCAGGAGUGUCGCUCCCCCGAGCAUCUGGCUAUGCGCGACAUAUGGCGGAUAUGUUUGAGAGGAUGAGCAUGAUGAAUCAAACCAAUUUGAACCGCUGGCAGGCACCCGCUCGCACAUUUGUCGACCAUAACCAACCACACCACGGGGAUGGAAGAAGCGUGUCGCAAAAGGAUGGCAAUGAAUCAACUCUGCGGCACUACGAUUCGGUUCCGGAUCUAAACAAAGACGCCUAUUACGCUCCGCACAAUAAGACUAAAGAUGACAGCUUCCUGGUGGAGGAACCUGUACGCCGUUGGCAAAAGCAUAUGAGCAGCUCUUCGAUGAGGAAGCAUAUGCCGGGCGCAUUUGGAGACGGGAUGCAAGCGCAAAACGGCUCUGGUGAUGGCCAUGUUCCAUACAAUGGCCGGUCGGGCUUGCCGUUAUCGAACUCCGGCUCAAACAGAAGCCUUUCCACCAUUCAAGGGGAGGACUCCGUUAGUGAUGCGACAUAUGUCGGAUCUCCUGGAAAGGGCCGCCGCGUCCCAAUCAGGGUUGAGAGCCAAAAGGCGACUACCAACCUCCACCGCCGACCUUCCACCAAUAGCGCGUUCAAGGAGCCAAUCUAUGCCGAAAUCAACAAAGCACCGACGAGAAAGGACUUUGCUCCUGCCAUAAAUCGCGAGAGCAGCUAUUCGAUGGGAGCUCGCAAGGUCGGAGAAGGCGACAACACGUUGCGUUCACGACGGGAUGCUUCGUUCCCGGUGACUGUGGAAGUGGCAGAUUUGAGCCCCGAUGCUCACCCGAAAUAUGGGCGCAACAUCCCACCAUCUGCACAGUCUUGCUCGUUUCAUAGCAUGGCCAGUCGUCAGACUUUUCAAUACGAGGGCGAAAUCGACAAAAUGUUCAACUUUGUCGAGGAUGAACAUGGAAUGACGACUUUGGACCAGCUGAACAACGAUACCGUGGAGAUCUCUGCGCUUCACCCGUCACGGAAGCAGGAGAUCGAGGUGCCUCUCAACAAUCCACCGGAGACUGAUCCCGACUCUAAAGGGCUCGUUCAUUCGCUCUCGGCGUACCGGCGACUCCAGCAGAACAAGAAUCCAUGCGAGGUUGUCGUCAACACGUUGGGAACUGCUCCGCUCACGGGAUCUGUGCAUCCACUGCAAAGAUCGAUGACGUUGCCCAAGCACAAUGAGUCGAUCGUCGUGCAAGUGCCCAUCCAGCAGGCCGUUCGCGAGACGCGCCCUGUAUCACCUACAAAUUCUGAUUACACUGAUGCGACACCACCGAACCUCUUUCGCACCAGCGAGCUGCUGCCGCCUUUACCAAGCAAGCCGUGGCUGAUUGCACCGAGCGUCGCCCGGCUUCGUCAAGAGGACGUGCCGAUUUCGCCGAAGGAAAAGAUCCGCCGAAAAUUCGACCAAUUCAUCGGUUUCAUCGGCGGCGAUCGAAAACUGAAGGAACAAGAGCAAGAAUACACGGCGGGAUGCCUGGGCCGUUCCAACACGCCGCUUGCUGACAGUCACUACCGGCCUCGGCCACAACCAAUGCCGUACAACGUCUCCCAGCGUGGAUCACGGACUCCUGCUGCACGACGUACGGGUCCUUUGGCCACAUCGACACCGAUAGCUCCGGACGCGCCAUCUCGUUUCUCUCCUGAAACGCCCAUCACGGCUCGUGGCUUGUUCGGCACCCCUACCCGACCGAACACGACGUUGACCCGCAAUUUGAACGUGCCGAUUCGGACCCCUCAGUUUGGAUAUGACGGUCGCGAAACACUGCUCGGGGCUGGUGGCGCAAUGAAGGGUCUCGGAAACGAUCACCUUGCCACAAGCUUUAUGCCCAAGUCUCCGAAUACUCACCAUGAUGAGCUUCUUCCUUAUGGCGCGGCGAAGACAACAUCGACGAUUUUCACAUCGACACCUCGCCAGACAUUCGGCAUGACUUCUGGAGGAAGGCACAAAGCAGCAAUGGAUGCUUGGGGUGACUCAACAUUCCUCUCCACGAUCACUACGGCGACUUCGCGCCGGCAGCCAACUUAUGAUACGACCGCCGAACUUCGCAAGACUAUUCAGCGCUUGCGCUCUCAAGCGGAUGCCCAAAAGGAGCAGAUCAAGAUGUCUGAGAAGGUGGUUGAGCUGUCGAAAAAGCGACACAAGGCUUUGAACGAUCAACGCGACCGUGUUCCAGCUGAGCUGGUGGCCGGUCGUACACUUUUGGUUGCUCGUGAGAGGCUCAAGUCGAUACAGAACGAGAUCAACAGCCUCGAGGAAUUACUCCGUGUCUGCCCCUACCCACCACCAAUCUCGCAAUGCGCGCGCUGCACCAUGCAGGUCUGCAACAUCGGCAUUCACCUCAAUCCGCGGUUCUGCAACGCCUCACAAACGGAUCCUUCAUCCUACGCCUUCAUCGUGCUGCUUCGUUGCCGUGGUGAAGUAGAGGCGACGGCUCCGUUGACCGUGACCAAAUACCGCCCGAGGGCCAUCUAUGUCCACGAGUCGAUCCGUUUCGCUAACUUGCCACCGGAUUUCACGAUUUCCCUGGAGGUGUAUGCUAUGCGCUUGAGCGACCCCAAGCUGGAUAUCGACCCGUCUUGCAUCAACUUUGCUGCCCGCGCUCGAUCGCUCUUCAGCCCAGGAGGCGUCAAGCGCCCGCCGGUCGAUCGCACUGAAAACUCGCUGCCAAACCCGGGACAAUUCACAUGCUGCGGCAUGUUGACGAUUAACCGAGAGGAUGCCGGCACAAAUGGCUACUAUCUGGAAUACCCAGAAUGGCCAUUGGAAGGCAAGAUCGAGUUCACCGCCCAAGUUAGCACCAUGCCCAUGCAAAUCGACGUCGAAUAUGCCGGAUUCCUGACGAUGUACCAAAUGGUUGGCGGCACCGGCUCGUGGGAACGCUUUUGGGCCGUACUCCGCCUCGGCCUGAUCAGCGUUUGGAAGGACCCGCGCGACCCCGAGGAGGAGAAAACGGCCAUCGCACAGCUCGAUUUGUCCAAGUGCAUCGACGAAGAUGUAGAGGUGGCCACGCAAGAAAUCACUAGUCGCUCGCAUGCCUUCUCCAUAGACAUGCUCGUUACGUGCACGCCAAGCAUCUUCGAAAGAAAAAGGGUCAUCUUCGCUGCGGACACGCGCGAAUACUGUGACGAAUGGGUGGCGGCCAUCAACGAUACUCUCAAUUGUAUCCGAGGAUUGGGCAAACCUGCCGAACAGGCUACCACCGACUUCACUGAGGAACUCCCU
Mesorhabditis spiculigera is the source of this 4191-nucleotide messenger RNA. The record is from the annotation of a GenBank genome assembly. Lineage: Eukaryota; Metazoa; Nematoda; Chromadorea; Rhabditida; Rhabditidae.